Molecule: messenger RNA, 1377 nt
Organism: Cajanus cajan (pigeon pea)
Lineage: Eukaryota; Viridiplantae; Streptophyta; Magnoliopsida; Fabales; Fabaceae
Product: protein IQ-DOMAIN 22
Molecular function (GO): protein binding
Source: RefSeq, a predicted model, not a curated record
UCGUUGUCAGACUAACGAGCAACAGCGGCAGGUGCGACGCCGGGCCCAUCAGGAUUCGCCAGCAUCGGGCCGCCGUUAAGAUCCAAGCCGCUUUUCGCGGCUGUUUGGCAAGGAGAGCACUGCGAGCAUUAAAGGGUUUGGUGAAGCUCCAAGCACUGGUGAGAGGUCACAUUGAGAGGAAACGCACAGCAGAAUGGCUUAAAAGAGUGCAAGCUCUCUUAAAAGCACAGGCACAAGUCUCUGCAGGGUUGACCUUGCAUGCCUCACCUUGUAGUGCAAAGUUAUCUAGCCAACUUCAUGGUCCAGCAACACCAGAAAAAUUUGAAAGUCCCAUCAGAUCUAAGAGCAUGAAAUAUGACCAGUCACCUAUACUCAAGAGAAAUGGCUCCAAAUCCUGUAUCCAGAUCACUGGCUAUCAAGAGAUAUGUGGGACUAGAUCAGAGAGUCAAGUACAUGAACACUCGUGGAGCUCAGGAAGAUCAUUGAUAAGAACUUAUAGCUCCAGUGAUGAAAGAAAUGACAAGGUCCUUGAAAUAGAUUCUGGAAAACCACACUUCACACUCAAGCGUAGAAACCUCUCUUACUCCACGGGUUUUGACCAUUAUAGCAAGAGUUUGAACAGCACAAAGGAGUCAACAUCUCUUCAAUCGGGUCAAAGUCAAUGUUGUGAAGUUCAGUCUUACAGCUCACAAAAGAUCAACGAGGUUGAGCAGAGUCCAUUUUGCACUGCAGACAAUAGUCCCCAAUUUUUAUCUGCCACUUCUAAAGAUGAAGGAUUCAAAAGGAGCCCUUUUACACCUACUAGGAGUGAUGGCUCUAGAAGCUACAUUCGUGGCUACCCUGACUACCCAAGUUACAUGGCAUGCACCAAGUCUUCAAAGGCAAAGGUGAGGUCUCUGAGUGCCCCAAAACAAAGGCCUCAAAGUGAGAGAUCAGGUUCAUCUAAUAGGUACUCACUCAAUGGAUUUGAUGCAUCAAGAUUGGCCACGCAAAGGGCAAUGCAUCCAAACUUCGCCAACAAAGCAUAUCCAGGUUCUGGUCGUUUGGACAAGCUUGGUAUGCCUGUGGGGUACAGAUACUGAGUUACUGCUUUCUGUUAAGAGGGUUAUGUAUCUUUCAUUUUCGUAGUCUUAACAUAUGAUCUUGCUAACCUGUUGUACUUUGGGCUUCCAUUGUGACUUGUGAGUUAAGUGUCAGCAUUAGAAGUCUAUAACCAAAUUCAGUGCAUGCUGCCAAUUGUCAUGUCAUUUUAUUAUUGCUUACUUAGAUGGACCGUUUAAAACGAAAAUUAUAUCUUAGCCUUUCUAAGACUGAGACUUGUGUUGUAUGUUUGUCAGUUUCAUUCCACGCUUUAUAAAUGGAUAAUGACUUUUAAGA